AUGAGCGUUCAACGAAAUCCCAGGGACUCGAUGAAGUCCACCUGGCAAAAGUCAGACAAAAGUCAGUGGAGUUUGCAUCACUGGCUGUACGAAAUUUUGGACAUCCAUCCCAUCGUUCUUGACAAGGACGUCCCGAUCCACGAAAAGACCGACAAGGUGCCCUACCUGCCUGAGAUCCAGCAGCACCGAUGGGUGAUUACACACGCCAUCAUUCCACUCGUUAUUCACCAUGUCUAUACCUCCUAUACCGGCAAGAACCUGACCGCACUCGGCGCCGUCAUCUUCUACAGCCUUGCUUUCAAGCUGAUUGCAAUCCACGAGCUGCACGUACUGCGCCGCGUCGGCCACCAGACGGGUUUCCUCGAUGGUGACGUCCAUGAGCGUGAUGGAGUACCAGACGUGGGUGUUGCAAAGGUGGCCCGCUCUCUUAUCUCAACUUCGACUUUCCGACCGGUCUUCACCGUGUUUCUGGCAUACCGGCAGAGCCAGGCCCCUUCCACAAUCAACUGGUGGUGGCUGCCUGUAGAGGCUGGUCUAUAUGGAAUCAUUCUUGACUUCUGGUUCUACUGGUACCACCGUCUGAUGCACGAAGUUGGCGGACUCUGGAAAUACCACCGAACCCACCACCUGACCAAGCAUCCCAACCCGCUCCUCACGCUGUACGCCGAUCUCGAGCAGGAGCUAUUCGACAUUGCCGGUAUCCCGCUGAUGACCUACUUCUCCAUGAAACUGAUGGGCAUGCCGAUGGGAUUCUACGAGUGGUGGAUUUGUCACAUGUACGUGGUCUACGCCGAACUGGCUGGCCACAGUGGAUUGCGCAUCGUGGCGAUUCCCCCGAACACCCUGAGCUGGGCGCUGCGACUCUUCAAAUCUGAGCUCAUCAUCGAAGACCACGACCUGCACCACCGCCACGGAUGGAAGUCGAGUGGGAACUACGGCAAGCAGACGCGCUUGUGGGACCGCAUCUUUGGCACCUGCAAGGACCGCAUCGAGUGUCCCCCGGAGAACAUUGAUUAUGUGAACACGGCGUACCUGCCUUGGUUUUAG
This is a messenger RNA of Aspergillus puulaauensis, 1047 nucleotides long. RefSeq names its product sterol desaturase family protein. Gene Ontology annotation, biological process: ergosterol biosynthetic process. NCBI's taxonomy places the organism in Eukaryota, Fungi, Ascomycota, Eurotiomycetes, Eurotiales, Aspergillaceae. Gene Ontology annotation, molecular function: iron ion binding; C-4 methylsterol oxidase activity. The coding region runs from base 1 to 1047 and encodes 348 amino acids. The transcript has a single exon. The record is from RefSeq and is a predicted model, not a curated record.